Sapajus apella (tufted capuchin) is the source of this 2969-nucleotide messenger RNA. RefSeq names its product Rho guanine nucleotide exchange factor 16 (gene ARHGEF16). The coding region runs from base 245 to 2374 and encodes 709 amino acids. Gene Ontology annotation, molecular function: protein binding; guanyl-nucleotide exchange factor activity. Gene Ontology annotation, biological process: activation of GTPase activity. The transcript has 15 exons. The record is from RefSeq and is a predicted model, not a curated record. Lineage: Eukaryota; Metazoa; Chordata; Mammalia; Primates; Cebidae.
CCCGCCCCUCCCCGCCCGAGGCCUCGGACCCGGAGCCGCCUCGCCCGCCCAGCGCCCACCUGGGGGCCGCAGCCGCUGCCCUCCCGCCAGACCGCGCAGGAAGUUGGGAAGGCGACCCGGGCGGGACCGCACGGCCGCAGGAGCGAGGCGGCUGCAGGACCGGACGGGACCGGGCGCUGGAGGCUGCACCGCCGCGCCCCGCCGCCCCUCCGCCCCGCGGCGCAGGUCCUGGCAGCUGCCCAGCAUGUCCCAGUGGCACUCAGACAGCUCCUUGGAGGAGAAGCUCCUGGAAUACCGCUUCCACUCGGAGCUCCGGCUCGAUGCCAGUGGGAACCCAGCCUCUGGGCUCCCGAUGGUCCGUGGCUCCCUGCGCGUCAGGGACAAUGCCGCCUUCCAGCCCGAGGCCCCGGCACCCCCAGAGCCUCAGCUCCCAGGGCACGAGGAGCCACGGCCCAUUGUCCUGAGCACAGAGAGCCCAGCGGCCCUGAAGCUGGGCACCCAGCAGCUGAUCCCCAAGGGCCUGGCCGUGACCAGCAAGUCAAAGACCCCAGCCCGCCACCAGAGCUUCGGGGCAGCUGUGCUCAGCGGGGAGGCUGCUCGGCGGAACCCCCCGCUCCUCCCAGCUGCCAGCUUCUCCUUGGAUGACAUGGACGUGGACAUGGACCCCCGGGGCAUGCUGAGGCGGAACCUACGGAACCAAUCCUACCGGGCGGCCAUGAAGGGCCUGGGGAAGCCAGGUGGCCAGGGGGACGCCAUCCAGCUAAGCCCGAAGCUGCAGGCUCUGGCCGAGGAGCCCGGCCAGCCUGCCACUCGGAGCACGGCCAGACACAAGAAGACGCUAGGGCGGAAACGCGGACACAAGGGCUCCUUCAAGGACGACCCCCAGUUCUACCAGGAGGUCCAGGAGCGGGGCCUGAACACCAGCCAGGAGUCUGAUGACGACAUCCUCGAUGAGCCCUCCAGCCCCGAGGGAGGCCGGAAGGCGGACGCCACCAUUGUGGUCAAGAGCUACCGGCCCGCCCAGGUCACCUGGAGCCAGCUCCCGGAGGUGAUGGAGUUGGGCAUCCUGGAGCAGCUCUCCACUGAGGAGCGCAAGAGGCAGGAGGCCAUGUUUGAGAUCCUCACGUCCGAGUUCUCCUACCAACACAGCCUGAGCGUCCUGGUGACAGAGUUCCUGCAGUCCCAGGAGCUGCGGGCGACCAUGACCCAGAUGGAGCAUCACCACCUCUUCUCCAACAUCCUGGACGUGUUGAGUGCCAGUCAGAGGUUCUUCGAGGACCUGGAGCAGCGGCACAAGGCCCAGGUGCUGGUGGAGGACAUCAGCGACAUCCUGGAGGAGCACGCCGAGAGGCACUUCCACCCCUACGUCGCCUACUGCUCCAACGAGGUCUACCAGCAGCGCACGCUGCAGAAGCUGACAAGCAGCAACGCCACCUUCCGAGAGGUCCUGAGAGAGAUUGAGAGGCGGCCGGCGUGCGGGGGCCUGCCCAUGCUCUCCUUCCUGAUCCUGCCCAUGCAGCGGGUAACCCGGCUGCCCCUCCUGACGGAUACGCUCUGCCUCAAGACCCAGGGCCACUCCGAGAGGUACAAGGCCGCCAGCCGCGCACUGAAGGCCAUCAGCAAGCUGGUGAGGCAGUGCAAUGAGGGGGCCCACAGGAUGGAGCGCAUGGAGCAGAUGUACACACUGCACACACAGCUGGAUUUCACCAAGGUCAAGUCCCUCCCCCUGAUCUCCGCCUCGCGGUGGCUGCUGAAGCGAGGGGAGCUGUCCUUGAUGGAGGAAACCGGACUUUUCCGAAAACUCGCCAGCCGGCCCACGUGCUACCUGUUCCUGUUCAACGAUGUCCUGGUUGUGACCAAGAAGAAGAGCGAAGAGAGCUAUGUGGUCCAGGACUACGCCCAGAUAGACCACGUCCAGGUGGAGAAGAUAGAGCCAUCGGAGCUCCCCCUGCCCGGGGGUGGCAACCGCAGCUCCUCCGUGCCCCACCCCUUCCGGGUGACACUGCUUCGCAACAGCGAGGGCCGUCAGGAGCAGCUCCUGCUCUCCUCCGACUCCGCGAGUGACCGGGCGCGGUGGAUUGUGGCACUCACGCACAGUGAGAGACGGUGGCAAGGCCCUGCCAAGAAGGGAGACCUGCCCCAGGUGGAGAUCACCAAGGCCUUCUUUGCGAAGCAGGCGGAUGAGGUCACGCUGCAGCAGGCAGACGUGGUGCUGGUUCUUCAGGAGGAAGACGGGUGGUUCUAUGGUGAGAGGCUCCGGGACGGAGAGACGGGCUGGUUCCCCCAGGACUUUGCCCGCUGCAUCACCAGCCGUGUGGCCGUGGAGGGCAACGUCCGCAGGAUGGAGCGUCUGCGGGUGGAGACGGACGUGUAGCCCGGGCGAGGCCAGCCGGCGGCAGCCCAGCCUGUCCCCAGAUCAGCAAGUGGCCGCGCCUGGCUCCCGAGAGUGUGCAGGGCUUGUCCCAAGGACCCUGCAUGUUCCCUGGGGCUUCCCGCGACCCUGUGGCUGUGGUGCCCGGCUCUGGACACUUCACGGAAGGAAGAUCACAUGUGCCCCGAGGGACACCCCCAGGCAAGCUCAAGGGAGCUGUGCCGCGUCCCAGGGAGCCCAGCCUAGUCCCAUGGGCUGGCCGAGCCCCUCUCAGCUGCUGGGUCCCACCACCUCCCUGCUGCACCCACGGGGCAACUCCACCCUGACUGACGGGCACCGGGGCAUCUCAGGAUUCUGCUCCCAGGUUCCCCCUCUUUGCCAGGACCUUGGCCAUGCCCCACCCUGCGAUUAUUCGGAACAAUAUGAGGUCUCCUCCCAUGCCCUUCCCACCCCCACGUGGGACAGGAAGGACCCUGAGGGUCCAGGAGUGUCCCGACUUCUGAGAGGAGGCCGGCCGGAGGGAGGGGCCUGCAGGGCCGGCAGCGAGAGCUCGGGGUUGAGGUUUUUAAACACAUUAAAGUUAUUUCUCUAGGACCUG